Procambarus clarkii (red swamp crayfish) is the source of this 2571-nucleotide messenger RNA. NCBI's taxonomy places the organism in Eukaryota, Metazoa, Arthropoda, Malacostraca, Decapoda, Cambaridae. The record is from RefSeq and is a predicted model, not a curated record.
UGACCCCGGUCUGUGCGGACUGUGUGAGUGUGCUCGACCACACACCACUCCCACGUAUUGUGGCACUCUGUCCCAUAGAAGAGACUCCUGUUGGCGCCGGCUGUCCGUGCUAGGGACUUCUGUUCGUCAUAACUUUAAAUUGAGGAGCUGGCUGGGAACCAUCAGGUUUCUUCGUGUCAUGAAAGUCUUGUAAUGAUAAUGAAUGUUGCUCCUGGGUCAGAGACCUCUGUACCUUGUGCACUGCCACUACACGAGGUGAGUUUAGGUUCCCUUACAGUCCUACACCAUACCUGCAGACUGGCACUAUAACAGCCGCACACGACACCAGAAGAACAGGUCUACACAGCCCCGCUCCUGUGCUAGUGGAUGAUGGCUGCGGUGGACACCAUGGCUGGCGUGUCUGCCUGUCCUGCCCUGGCUGGUGGCUUGCUACAGCUGUCUACGUGUGUCGACCAGGAAUAUCUGAGGGAGCAGUGUCCUCACCGCGUCACCUUACGUGAUGGAGACCCACGCCUGUCCGCCUUACCUGAUGGCGACCCACACCUGCCCAUCUUAUCUUCUGGAAACUCACACUUGCCCACCUCGUCUGCCAGAGACCCACAUCUUUCUACCUCAUUAAUCUCUGGCUCAGCCCCGGAGGUGGUCGUCCGCAGCAGUGUUUUACCGUCGCCUCGCUUGACUCAACUGCUGGAAGGUAUCAGUUAUCCAGGAGUGUCUGACAACCCUCCACAACCUCCACCGUGGCUCGACCGAGAGAUGUUUAACCGGGGAAGAAAGUUUUAUCAGCGUUACCUUUACUGUCUAUGCUUUACUGAUUUGUUGUCCUUAGUGAUGACGCUGAGCGCGGAGCGUGCACUCAAACCUCUGAUCUACACGGGGCGCUCCGACACCCCGAUCAAGGCCCUGAGACGCUACUUCUCUACGUUGCUGCACCUUAUCACUUGGUUCACGGGAGAUGUCUGGGAACCGAGCCAUCCUGCUCAUAAGGAUAUAUUGGCCAUUCGCUCCAUUCACUGCAAGUUAGCACAAACCUUCAACAACUCCGCCUGUAAUGAGAAAUUGUCGACUAUCAGCGUUGCUAAGAAGGGACACGAAGAGCCGGCUGACUCUCUCAACUCGGCUAUUCGUCAAGAUCUACAGCGUGUGGCUGAAGACACACUUCCCACAGAGACCUCAGACGGUCCGGUUGUGUACAUAAAUCAGCUGGAUAUGAGCCUGACGCAGUACGCGUUCAUGGGGCUGGUAGUGGCCCAUCCGGAGAAGUUGGGUACUGGGUCCGCUACUGAAGAAGAGAUGGCGGGUCUGAUCCACUUCUGGCGAGGACUUGGCUGGCUCAUGGGCAUCGAGGAUCAGUACAACUUCUGCAGCGGCACAGUGGCCGAGACGAAGGCAUUGUGUCUUGAGGUGGAACGUCUUAUUUUUAUACCUCUCUUGGCCAAGGUCGACUGGAACUACGAGCACAUGGCGACCUCUCUGAUCAAGGGUAUGAGUUACAUUGUACCAGCCACGUCGUACCCCGCCAUGUUCCGCUACUUGGCAUACACCCUAGACAUUGCCGUGCCCACCUUUGUCAGCAAGAUGUCCUACCGCCACUCCUUCCACUACUGGGUGAUGCGCUGCACCUUCGCCCUCAUCCUCCUGGUGCCCUGCCUCCUGCUCCUCCUCAACUACAUGUUCAACUCUCUCAUUGAUAAACUUCAGAAAGAUAACAGCAAGUUUAAGCUGACAAUGUCUGGAGGUUCCAAGUCUGUGGCGACGCCUUCUGACCACUGAUGGUGUGACUCCUGACCACUGAUGGUGUGACUCCUGACCACUGAUGGUGUGACUCCUGACCACUGAUGGUGUGACUCCUGACCACUGAUGGUGUGACUCCUGACCACUGAUGGUUUGACUCCUGACCACUGAUGGUGUGACUCCUGACCACUGAUGUGACUCCUGACCACUGAUGGUGUGACUCCUAACCACUGGUGUGACUCCUGACCACCGAUGAUGCAAUCCGUCCUUUUACAAAUUACGUCGCUUUUCGCUCGUAUGGCUACGGCCAAAAAUCCCCAUAUUGGAAUUUUCAACAAAAUUUUAAUUAUUUUUCCAAAUAAAAUGACCCCAAAAAACCAGGUUAUGGUCCUCUGGUAGAUUAGGAGGACAGGAAUUUCUCCCAAGGUUUCCAAUUCAUCUAAAAUUAGAAAGGAAAAUACAGGAAAAUAUUGAGUCUUCUAUAUAAUCAUAAACGAGAGGAACAAACUUUUGAAGUUGCAGUGAAAUAUAACUAUUGGUAAUAUUUAAUAACAUGUAUAGACAUCAUGAAUGUAACCCGGACCCGCCUCGCAUGGGUUACUACACCAAAUGCAGUGUUUCCAUGUUCUUACAUUAAAUAAAAUUGAUCAAAAUGCGUAUAAAAGGAUGAGGUAGCUGAAGGUAUUCUCACCGCGUUCAAGACACCUGCGGCCAGAUUUACGAAAGCACUUACGCAAGCACUUAGGAACGUGUACAUCUUUCCUCAAUCUUUGACGGCUUUGGUUACAUUUAUUAAACAGUUUACAAGCAUGAAAACUUCCCAUUCAACUGUUGUUA